AUGAAGAAGAUGCAGAAUCACAUGCUUAAAUAUGGAAUGAUCCCUGGAGAUAGAGGAUUAAAGCAGCCAAAAGUUAUGCCUGGAAGAGGAAGGGCUAAAUCUAAAAAAAUAGGGAGAGGAAAGCUGCCGUCUUCACCCCAAGAGUUCCCUCUUCAAGAAUUCCCUCAGCAGCAAGUUAACCCUUUCCCUUCUCAAAUAUUAGCCCAGCCUCAGCCAGUACCAAUAAAUUUCGAUAUCAGAGCCUAUGAAAUUGCUCUACCAGAAUCCAAAAAAAGUAUGCUAGGAGCAGUGCUGUACCCAGUUGUGCUGAUGAAUUCGAACUCAAAGAUUGCAGGGAAGAUCACUGAUAUGCUUUUGGAAAUGGAAAAUGAAGAACUUUUAUCAUUAUUUAAUAGCCCACAUGAAUUAAAACUUAAAGUUGAAGAAGCUAUUGAUGCACUGAGAAGAGCUUAA
This is a messenger RNA of Blepharisma stoltei, 453 nucleotides long. The record is from the annotation of a GenBank genome assembly. Lineage: Eukaryota; Ciliophora; Heterotrichea; Heterotrichida; Blepharismidae.